Molecule: messenger RNA, 743 nt
Organism: Mytilus californianus (California mussel)
Lineage: Eukaryota; Metazoa; Mollusca; Bivalvia; Mytilida; Mytilidae
Product: basic phospholipase A2 PA-9C-like
Exons: 6
Coding region: 228-680 (150 amino acids)
Biological process (GO): lipid catabolic process; arachidonate secretion; phospholipid metabolic process
Molecular function (GO): phospholipid binding; calcium ion binding
Source: RefSeq, a predicted model, not a curated record
UGACUUUACCUGGCAAUAGUUUUGAUCAUAUAAGGGACGUACGUUUAUGCAUGUCUUUGUUAUAAUAUUACUUUUUAGUGGAAACAUUAUUUGUUGUCACCGAAAAGUUGCUUAAUAUGUAUCUAAUAUCGUGUUAGUUGCUAUGGACACGUUAGGAUUAGGACGAGUGAAAUGCGUUGGCUGUCACCAAGAUUUACAAAAUUCCAUCUGACGGAAACUGUUCAAUUAUGCUGAUAUUACGAGAUAUAUCUGCAUGUGUUUUGCUUGUCCUCAUGUACAUCGAUGUUCAUAAAGUUGAGACGAGAAGCGUAAGAAAUAAGAGAGCUAUUUGGAACCUUGCAUAUCAAUUAACUUAUUAUUUCGGAGCGUUCCAAGCUACUGCAUUUCUAGACUAUGGAUGUUUUUGUGGAUGGUAUGGUAGUGGUAGACCAGUUGACGGUUUAGAUCAGUGUUGUAAAGACCACGAUGAUUGCUAUGGUCGUGUGACCGAAUGCUGGCCUAAAGUUUGGCCAUACUCAUAUGAACUUCAAAACAGAACAGUCAACUGUCAAAAUCGUCCAAGUUCCUGUAAGGGGAGAAUAUGUAUAUGUGACAAAGUUUUUGUGAACUGUCUGCACAACAACACGUAUAAUCCGAAUAAUCAUGAUGUAGACCAAGAUAUACAUUGUCAGGGGAGAUAACAAAUUUGAAACUUAUUUAUCUUUGUUUAUUUGCGUAUCUAAGUAUUUUCACACUGCAUUGAA